AAUACAAAAUAGGAGGCAGAAUAUUGAAAUAGAUACAGAAACAUACACUGCACACCCAGAGGAGUUCACAACUGUAGAAACUAAAAAUGAGACUUUUGACAUAUUUCCAUUGUGGGUCUUGCCUUUUGAUUCCUUACAUUUCUAAUAAAAUUUAAAUAAAAAAGGAAUUCAACUUUAAAGGCAUGAAUAGAGGGAGCAGUAUUAGACCAUUUCCUUUUGUGGACAAAGUCUUUAGCCAAAAUAAUUAACAGAUUAAUAAUAAAAACAUAUCCUUGGGGGGGGGACUCAUACUCUCGGAGAAACAGCGCGCCGAUCGAUGCUUCCAAACAGUUUUAUCAGAGUUUCAUAAUUCAUUUACAUGGUUUUAAUCGGGUCUGGCGUCAACUCCCUACAAAGUAUUUUGUAAGACACGAAAGGCAAUGUCUUUAUGUUCAUCUAUGAGGACAAUUAGCUGCCUCGCCUAUAGAAUCACAGGCUUCGCCUAGCCUACAUAAAGCUGUCGUAUCACAGCAGAAUGGAAACUUUUGUUGUUUUCCCCUAGUUGGUCUUUGCACGCUUGUUGUGACGGAUUGGGUCAGUAACCGCAUGACUCAUACUUCGGAAUCUGGAGCAACAAGAUUCAAGCGCAUCCAUAGACGCGAAAUCCAUGUUUCCCCCCCCAAACAGUCUAAUUACCGAAGGUGGAUUUUAAACCUCCUCUGUGCCGACAUCCUUUCGUUCUGUUCGCUGUCACACGGUGAACUCGGGCAAAGCAAGUGUCCGGAGAGCUGGGUAGCCUGAGGAUUGACUGGGCUGCAUCCAGCUAACGCGAUGAAAAUGCAAACAUUCUGGUUUGGCGAUGGGAUCUGGCUUUUCUCGUGUUGACGCCGCGGAGAGCAUCACCCCCCUCCUGCCUCAGUCAAAGGGACCAGAAAAUGGUUCAUGCGCAGAUUGUGUGAGCGAAUGGGACCGACUCCGGAGCGAUUUCCCCCACAGCUGGAGUAGAGCAAUUCCUGGCGAUUCAGGACCGUUUUUGUUUACCAGUGCCUGCCUGCCUGCACACCACCCUCUCCCAAGUCUUCCGAGUCCUGUGCCUUUGGAGAAUGUAAACUGGAGCCGUGCGCACGCGUAUUGCGCAGUGGAAGCCAUGUUAAACUUACAGUGAAUUCGGGCUGAGAUUUUUUUCCCCCCCUGAAGCCGUUCAUGUUUGUUUAUUUGUUUCUUCUCACCUGUGAAACCGGGCGUCCCACGAACCUCAGAGAUCGGCGAGAGAAACCGGAGUUCAAAUUAUGAAUUCCAGUUUCGACCUGUCCAGGCGGAAUCCGCAAGAGGAUUUCGAGCUGAUUCAAAGGAUAGGCAGCGGUACAUACGGAGAUGUGUAUAAGGCCCGUAAUGUCAACACUGGAGAGCUGGCAGCCAUUAAAGUCAUUAAGCUGGAACCUGGUGAAGACUUCGCCGUCGUGCAGCAGGAGAUAGUGAUGAUGAAGGACUGCAAGCACUCGAACAUUGUGGCUUAUUUCGGCAGCUAUCUCAGGAGAGAUAAAUUAUGGAUAUGCAUGGAAUAUUGUGGAGGAGGUUCACUACAGGACAUAUAUCACGUGACUGGACCUCUGUCAGAAUCGCAAAUUGCCUAUGUAUCACGAGAAACACUACAGGGUUUGUACUAUCUUCACAACAAAGGAAAAAUGCACAGAGACAUUAAGGGAGCAAAUAUUCUGUUAACGGACAAUGGGUAUGUGAAAUUAGCUGACUUUGGAGUCUCCGCACAGAUAACGGCAACACUAGCGAAGAGAAAAUCCUUCAUCGGGACCCCUUACUGGAUGGCUCCAGAAGUGGCUGCUGUGGAGAGAAAAGGCGGCUAUAACCAGCUGUGCGACAUCUGGGCUGUGGGGAUCACUGCCAUAGAGCUGGCCGAGCUCCAGCCACCCAUGUUUGACCUGCACCCAAUGAGGGCUUUGUUCUUGAUGACUAAAAGUAAUUUUCAGCCCCCUAAACUGAAAGACAAGCUAAAAUGGACCAACAACUUCCACCAUUUUGUUAAAAUGUCAUUGACGAAAAACCCCAAGAAAAGGCCAACAGCUGAGAAACUGUUGCAGCACCCCUUUGUCACCCAGCCCCUGAGCCGGACCCUUGCCAUCGAGCUGCUGGAUAAGGCCAGCAACCCAGACCACAGCACCUACCAGGACUUCGAUGACGACGAUCCGGAGCCCGCAGUAGUUGUGCCUCACCGCAUCCACUCAACCAACAGAAAUGCUCGAGAGGAGAAGACUCGCUCUGAGAUUAACUUUGGGCAGGUUAAGUUCGACCCCCCUCUGAGGAAGGAGACCGAGCCACACCAUGAACCGCCCGACAGUGAUGAUUUUCUGGACUGUUCGGAAGAAAUAUACUACACUGCAAGAUCUAACCUGGAUCUUCAAUUAGAAUAUGGACAAGGGUCUCAGGGAAGUUACUUUUUUGGAGGGAACAAGAGUCUUCUAAAGUCUGUUGAAGAAGAGCUUCACCAAAGGGGACAUGUGGCACAUUUAGAGGAUGAUGAUGAUGAUGGUGAAAAUCAACAUAGCUCCUCCAGCUCUACAAUGAAGCCAAAGGUGCCACCACCCCUGCCCCCCAAGCCUAAAUCGAUCUACAUUCCCCAGGAAAGUCCCUCUGGAGAAGAUGAGACCACCCAGGGCACCAUCAAGAGAUGCCCAACGUCGGAAAGCCCGGCCCGGCCGGCCUCCUACGUGCCUCCCCGGCCCCCCCCUCCCCGGCUGCCCCCACACAAGCGCAGCAGCCUAGGUAAUGGAGUGAAUGCUUCAGUCAAUGGAGAAAAGGAGAAUUCUUUCCUACAGAUGGGAGAGAAGCAAUCAACCAUGCCACCUACUGUUCCCAUAAGGAAGGACAAGAAGGACAUACCGAAACCCAUUAGUAACGGUCUCCCACCUACUCCCAAAGUCCAUAUGGGUGCAUGUUUUUCAAAGGUCUUUAAUGGCUGCCCGUUAAAAAUACACUGCGCCACUUCCUGGAUCAAUCCUGACACACGAGACCAAUAUCUGAUAUUUGGUGCAGAAGAAGGCAUUUACACUUUAAACCUGAAUGAGUUACACGAGACAUCCAUGGAGCAGCUGUUCCCUCGAAGAUGUACAUGGCUCUACGUGAUGAACAACAGUUUGCUUUCAAUAUCUGGGAAAGCAUCACAGCUGUAUUCCCAUAACCUGGCUGGCCUCUUUGAAUAUGCUCGGCAAAUGCAGAAGCUGCCUGUUGCUAUUCCUACUCACAAGCUCCCAGACAAAAUCCUUCCCAGAAAGUUUGCGGUAUCGACGAAACUUCCAGACACAAAAGGCUGCCAAAAGUGUUGUGUAGUGAGGAACCCUUACACCGGACACAAGUAUCUGUGCGGGGCCUUUCAGUCCAGUGUGAUUCUGUUCGAGUGGGUCGAGCCCAUGCAGAAGUUCAUGCUGAUCAAGAACAUCGACUUCCCCCUGCCAUGUCCCCUGGAGGUGUUCGAGAUGCUGGUGGUGCCAGAGCAGCAGUACCCGCUGGUGUGCGUGGCCGUCAGCAAGGGCACGGAGCUGAACCAGGUGGUGCGCUUCGAGACGGUCAACCCCAACUCCACCUCCUCCUGGUUCACAGAGUCAGAUGCACCACAGACGUGUGUGAUCCAUGUGACCCAGUUGGAGAGAGACACGAUUUUAGUCUGCCUUGACCGUUGUAUCAAGAUAGUGAAUCUGCAAGGGAGGUUAAAAUCCAGCAGGAAGUUGUCGGCAGAGCUAACGUUUAAUUUCCAAAUUGAAUCAAUAGUUUGCCUCCAGGACAGCGUCUUGGCAUUUUGGAAACACGGCAUGCAAGGACGAAGCUUCAAAUCCAAUGAAAUCACGCAGGAGAUUUCUGACAACACAAGGAUUUUCAGGCUCUUAGGAUCUGACAGACACUUUGAGCUGUUUGACUGUCUAGCGGAGAAUAGGGCCUCAGGUGUGGACAGUGCUCAGCGCAGAGUUGUAGUGUUGGAAAGCAGGCCAACAGAUAACCCUACCGCACACAGCAACCUGUACAUCUUAGCAGGACAUGAAAACAGUUACUGAUGGAAUUGCAUGGAGGUCCCGUGUCCCAAGCCGAAGUUCCCCCCCACACUACUGCUUCAGCAUCAGAGUGAUCGGAGAAGAGCUGCCAUUACUUUAUGGGUUACUUCGGACUCGUAUAUUUUUUAUUUUCUUAUUUAUUGUGGCAUGUAACAAAAGAUGUUGAGAACUUUUUUAUAUAAUUUCAUUUUUUUUAAAAAGUGUUGCCACCACAACUAGUAUCUUAAUUGACCACACAAGUGCUUAAUUGACUUAAAUAUUUAAUCGUUGUAAAUAUAAAUGUAGCAUUUUUUUUUGGAGGAAGUGACUUCAUCUUAUUUGAAUUUGUACACUAAGACUCGUAAUGUAGAUAUCAGUGCAUAUAUAUGUUGUACAGGUGUCUAGACUGUACAGAUGUAAAGGUUUCCGAGUGAUGCAAAUAGUUAUUGGGGGUACUAAUUUAAAGGGCUUGUCUGGUCAAGUUCUCCUUGGGGUACAGGAUAAAAGUAUUCAGUGAGUGAAGAGCAGCAAAGUACCCAUCUUACUAACACUGAUGUAUUUUUUUAAUCGCAGUUUAGUCCUUCCAAUACAAAUCCUUUAACCAUAUGCUUUUCUGGUUUUAAUUUUUAAUUGUACGCCAUUAUUCAUUAAAUUGCUUGUUUUUAAUGCUGAGGCAUACACUGGUGUUAAUAUUUGCACAAAAGGUAUUGAAAAUGUGAUUUACGUAUAUAUAUAUUAUAUAUUUACUCACAUCCGCAAACUGUGACAAUGGGGGCUGUGUUUUACUCUUACUUACUAUAAUCCAGAGUUCAGUGGUGUUCAGAAACUGACAGAGAUCUAUCUACAAGCCAGAACUUUAAACCUUUUUUUCCUGAAGUUGAAAAGAUGGAAAUCAAGCAAUGCCAGCUGGAGUGAAGCUGCAGCCUUUGUCCAGUGGUACUGUUGGAACAACGUUUGGUGUCUUAAUGAAGCAGAAAAUGUUUGAUGUAGUAGUUCAUUCAACGAGGUGUUUUGUCGACUAUGAAAUGUUGGCUUGUUAGUCCACUCUCAAGAGAAAUGCAUUCCUUUAUUUAGGAUAUAGCUUUUAAGAAGCUAAACUAUUGUAUAUUUUAAGGUUUUAUGCCAAUUACUUGUUUUGAGAUUUCCAUACUGUUGAGUAAUGGCCAAAAUUAGUUGGGUGUCUCUACCUCGUACAAUGCUAUAGUAUAAACAGUGCAUUUAUGGAGUAUCUCUGGUGGUGGAAAGAAACUAAUAUUUUCUACUUAAUAGUAGUAAAAUGUACACUACAAUAUUUUCCAUUGGAUAAUAUUUCCACAACUUAAAAGGAUGUAAUGAUUAUGAACAACUUUUUUUUUCAACAUUAACAUUUCAUAUUGCAAUGCAUUAUGUAUAUACUGUAAAAUAAAAUAAAUUGGUUUUAAGUACUGUA
Molecule: messenger RNA, 5445 nt
Organism: Lepisosteus oculatus (spotted gar)
Lineage: Eukaryota; Metazoa; Chordata; Actinopteri; Semionotiformes; Lepisosteidae
Gene: map4k3a
Product: mitogen-activated protein kinase kinase kinase kinase 3a
Biological process (GO): intracellular signal transduction; protein phosphorylation
Cellular component (GO): cytoplasm
Molecular function (GO): ATP binding; MAP kinase kinase kinase kinase activity
Source: RefSeq, a predicted model, not a curated record